Molecule: messenger RNA, 1275 nt
Organism: Hydractinia symbiolongicarpus
Lineage: Eukaryota; Metazoa; Cnidaria; Hydrozoa; Anthoathecata; Hydractiniidae
Exons: 7
Coding region: 1-1275 (424 amino acids)
Cellular component (GO): membrane
Source: RefSeq, a predicted model, not a curated record
AUGGAAAAAUCACAAGUAGACACGGCUCCUACUCAGAAGGUAGUGAAAACAAGAAGAACAUUUAUGGAGUUCAUUAAAAAAUACCUUUGGGAAGUUGAAAAUUUUGUUCCGGUCUUAGAAAAUGUCGGUAACUGUGAGAAAAAAAUAGUUUUGAUAAUGUCUGUGAAUUGUCAAGCUUUAACAGAAGAAUAUAAAAACGAACUUGCAAACAUGCGACAUGACGCCCCAUGGCACGAAAAAAUUAUGGUGAAAUAUCGUCGCGUUAUUGGAAUGGUUAUCCCAGCUCUUGUGUUUCAUCUGUUAUGGUGGGCGUAUUUCAUUAAGUUUAACACGUGGUACCUGUUUAAAGAACAUUAUGAAAUUAGUAUCAUGAUGAUCUUUGGAUCGAUGAUUGCAGGUAUGACGAGUGAAGGUGGCGGCUCUGUAGCAUUUCCCAUCAUGACGCUAGCAUUAAAGAUAGCACCAGUUGUUGCGAGAGACUUUUCACUUUUAAUUCAAUCUUGUGGAAUGACUGCAGCUGCUUUUACAAUCUUCUGGAUGAAGGUCCACGUAGAAUGGCGUUCUCUAAUAUUUUGUUCUACUGGUGGUGUAUUCGGCAGUUUCAUUGCAUAUGAAUUUAUCGAUAAGGAACUAUCACCACCUCACAAAAAGAUGGGAUUUGUAUCCCUCUUUUUUGCAUUUGCAUUUGCAUUGUUUUUAUUGAAUCGAAUCCACAAACGCAAGACAUUUACCUCCAUCCCAGAAUUCAAUGUUUGGAAAGCGAUAGUCUUGCUUAUAACAGGUUUUGUUGGAGGUAUUUUGUCUGGUAUUUCUGGUAGUGGUAUCGAUAUUUGCAGUUUCAGUAUACUGACGUUGUACUUCCGUGUAAGUGAGAAAACUGCCACACCUACUUCAGUUGUUCUUAUGGCUAUCAAUACUGUGUUUGGAUCCUACUGGAGAUUAGUGAUGAUGAAUGAAAUUCAGCCAAUCACUUGGGAGUAUCUUGGAGUCUGCAUACCUAUUGUUGUGAUUGGUGCACCCUUAGGUUCAGUUAUUGGCACUCAUUUCCAUCGACAAGCAUUAGCAUCAUUGAAUUACAUCACUGAUACAACAGCGUUAAUCUCAGGAUUUGCUAUUGUAAAGAUGGAUGCAGUCACUAUAGGCUUAUCUGUUGGUAUCAUUGUUUUCGGCUUUAUAUUUUAUGGAACCAUCACAUAUUUGGGAGGGAAAAUGAUGGAAUCUGUUAUCAGGCAACAGGAGUUCAGAGAAAGAAAAGCAAAAAUGGAGAUGGCUUAA